AUGUCAAAAAGCUUUACAAUCCUUAUCCACCACUAUCCCCCUCCUCCUCUCCUCCAACUCCGUCUCCACCGCGAUCUCCUCCUACUCCCAGAGGACCCAGACUCAGGCGCCGGCGACAAAAACCUCUGCCGUUGGCUUUACGACACCUUCCAAUCCACGGAGCCUCCUCUCCAGCUCCUCGUCCCUCUAGUCGCCGGACUCUACCUCUCCCGCGUCCCUCUCCGGCAACCACAGGCCGGAUUCGAAGCCGUGUUGCUCGCACGUGCCGGUCAGGCGAUAACCGUCAACAUCAUCCUCGAUCUCUCUCACUCUACCGUUAUAUCGAUCCGCACGGUACGGUUCGAUCACCCCUGCGCGAAGAUUUUAGGAGUUGCGUUGGAGCUUUAUUAUAGUAAGAUCACGUGGAUGUCACGUGAGUCUAAGCUUAAUUUCUGUGAGUCGUGUGAGAAAUGGGCGGGGACAGAACGGGGAGACGGUGGUCCCUGA
This is a messenger RNA of Eruca vesicaria subsp. sativa (arugula), 486 nucleotides long. The record is from the annotation of a GenBank genome assembly. Lineage: Eukaryota; Viridiplantae; Streptophyta; Magnoliopsida; Brassicales; Brassicaceae.